Apis dorsata (giant honeybee) is the source of this 2281-nucleotide messenger RNA. It is a transcript of the gene Coq8, whose product is annotated as atypical kinase COQ8B, mitochondrial. The transcript has 11 exons. NCBI's taxonomy places the organism in Eukaryota, Metazoa, Arthropoda, Insecta, Hymenoptera, Apidae. The coding region runs from base 153 to 2219 and encodes 688 amino acids. Gene Ontology annotation, biological process: ubiquinone biosynthetic process. Gene Ontology annotation, cellular component: extrinsic component of mitochondrial inner membrane. The record is from RefSeq and is a predicted model, not a curated record. Gene Ontology annotation, molecular function: kinase activity.
UAUAUUAAACAAAAAAUCGAUUAUAAUAAAAUUAUUUUUAUGUAAAAAUCACAUUUAAUUAAUAUAAAAUAUAUCUAUAAGUAACAAAAUAAUAUUAACAUAUGAUUCUAUUGAAAUAAUACUAAUAUAACCCUAUUUGUAAGUUUCAAGAAAUGUCUCAACAUCGAAUGUCUGAUGUCAUUGGUAUAUUUAAAGGAGCUAAAACAGUAGCUGAUGCUAUGCUUAAAUAUCAAGAAGAGACAAUUACACAUUUAAUACAGACUUCAUCUUUAAAAAUUACUGCAGAGAGAUGUCUGACAAAUAAUUUAAAAACAUUGAAUAAUAUAGAACCAAGUAAGGUUCCUCUUCAAAUAACAAAAGAAUUUAAAGAAAUUGUAGAACGAUUAAAUGUUAUUGAAAAGGGUAUAAUAGAAUUUAUAAAAUUAAAAACUAAAGAAAUCACAGGAUUGUCAUUAGAUGUUGAGAUACCGAUAAAAACUAAAAAAACUAAAUUAUAUAUUUAUAAUCUUGCUAAAGAUCCAAAAGAAAUAACAAUAGAAAUGGAUAUUUCAAAAAUGAAAUAUAAUUCUGAAAAUAAUUACACAAAUGAAGAUACACAGGAUAAACCUAUGAAAAAAUAUUUAACUGUAAAAGAAAAAAUUGAAACCAUUUCCAAAUUAGAAAAUGAAAUACCUAAAAUUGUACUUUCUGAAAAAGAUAAAGCAAUAUUGAAGAAAUUAGAAUUAGAACAUGAAAAAAAUAUAAAAAGUCAAAACAUAAAACAAGAUAUAUCAAAUGAAUCAAAAAUUGAUGCUGAAGUUAUUAAAAUAGAAAAUAAAAAAAUAACUUCAAAUAAUUCUCAAGUUAAAUUAAAACCAUCUGUUAGACCAAAAAAAACUCUUUCACCUAAUGCAAAAGCUCAAAAAGUUCCAGCUACCAGAUUACAAAGAAUGAUGAGCUUUGGAACAUUAGGAAUUGGACUUGGUGUUGGAACUGUUGCAGAAUACACACGCAGAACAUUUGGAUUAAAAAAACAAAGUCUUGGAAACACAUUUGAUACUCUUUUUCUUACUAAAGCAAAUGCAGAAAGAAUAGUUUCUACUUUAUGUAAAGUAAGAGGUGCUGCUUUAAAAAUUGGACAAAUUUUAAGUAUACAAGAUGAAACCAUUAUAAGUCCUGAAUUACAAAAAGUAUUUGAACGAGUUAGACAAAGUGCAGAUUUCAUGCCAACAUGGCAAGUUGAGAAAGUAUUAAGUACUGAACUUGGACAUGAUUGGAGAACUAAAUUAAGUACUUUUGAAGAUAAACCAUUUGCUGCAGCUUCUAUUGGUCAAGUACAUCAUGGUACUUUGUUAAAUGGACAGGAUGUUGCAAUUAAAAUUCAAUAUCCUGGUGUAGCUAUGGGUAUUCAAAGUGAUGUUGAAAAUUUAAUAGGCAUAAUGAAGGUUUGGAAUAUUUUUCCAAAAGGUAUGUUUAUAGAUAAUUUAGUAGAAGUUGCAAAACGUGAACUUGCAUGGGAAGUGGAUUAUAUCAGAGAAGCAGAAUGUACUAGAAAAUAUAAAAAAUUAAUGGAACCUUAUUCAAAUUAUUAUGUUCCAACUGUAAUUGAUGAACUGUCAACAAAUCAAAUUUUUACAACUGAAAUGGUAGAAGGAAUUCCAGUAGAUAAAUGUACUACUAUGGAUAUGGAUACAAAGGAACAUAUCUGUAAAUUAAUAAUGAAUUUGUGCCUUAAGGAAUUAUUUGUUUUUCGAUAUAUGCAAACUGAUCCAAAUUGGUCUAAUUUUCUUUACAAUACUAAUACAAGACAAUUAAUAUUAUUAGAUUUUGGUGCAUGUCGAGAUUAUGAGAAAUCAUUUAUGGAUAAAUAUAUUGAAGUAAUUUAUGCUGCAAGUGAAGGUGAUCGUAAAAAAAUUUUAAAUUUAUCUAGAGACAUGGGAUUUCUUACAGGAUAUGAAUCUAAACUUAUGGAAGAAGCUCAUGUAGAUGCAGUAAUGGUUUUGGGACAAGUAUUUGAUAAAAAUUAUAAAUACUAUGACUUUGGUGGACAAGAUGUAACUAAAAGAAUUCAAACAUUAGUUCCAACAAUAAUAGAUCACAGGUUAUGCCCUCCACCUGAAGAAAUUUAUAGUUUACAUAGAAAAUUAUCAGGAAUUUUUUUACUAUGUGCCAAACUUCAAGUUAAAAUAAAUUGUCGCGAUAUGUUUCGCGAAGUUUAUGCAAAUUAUAAAUUUGGAUAAUAUCAUUAUAAAUUAAUAUUUAUAUUUUAUAUAUAAUUAAUUAAAUAUAAACAUAAUUUCAA